Molecule: messenger RNA, 1721 nt
Organism: Lepus europaeus (European hare)
Lineage: Eukaryota; Metazoa; Chordata; Mammalia; Lagomorpha; Leporidae
Gene: PDLIM3
Product: PDZ and LIM domain 3
Exons: 8
Coding region: 82-1173 (363 amino acids)
Biological process (GO): heart development; actin cytoskeleton organization; muscle structure development
Cellular component (GO): Z disc; filamentous actin; stress fiber
Molecular function (GO): actin binding; muscle alpha-actinin binding
Source: RefSeq, a predicted model, not a curated record
UGUCCCUCUUGGGGGAUUCGGGGCCGCCGGUCGCUGCGUCCCGCCGCCUGGGAGCCCCGGAAGGCCGCGCCAGGAGGCACCAUGCCCCAGACCGUAGUCCUCCCGGGCCCUGCGCCCUGGGGCUUUCGACUCUCGGGGGGCAUAGACUUCAACCAGCCCUUGAUCAUCACCAGGAUUACUCCAGGAAGCAAGGCGGCAGCUGCCAACCUGUGUCCUGGUGAUGUCAUCCUGGCUAUUGAUGGCUUUGGUACAGAGUCCAUGACUCAUGCUGAUGCACAGGACAGGAUUAAAGCAGCAGCACACCAGCUGUGUCUCAAAAUUGACAGAGCAGACACUCGCUUGUGGUCCCCACAGGUCUCUGAAGAUGGGAAAGCUCAUCCUUUUAAAGUCAACUUAGAAUCAGAACCACAGGAUGUGAACUACUUUGAACACAAGCACAAUAUUCGGCCCAAACCUUUCAUAAUCCCAGGCCGAAGCAGUGGAUGCAGUACGCCCUCCGGAAUUGACGGCGGCAGUGGACGUAGCACCCCCUCUUCUGUCAGUACUCUUAGUACUAUUUGCCCAGGUGACUUGAAAGUUGCUGCUAAGAUGGCCCCUAACAUUCCUUUGGAAAUGGAACUUCCUGGUGUGAAGAUCGUACAUGCUCAGUUUAAUACACCUAUGCAGUUGUACUCAGAUGACAAUAUUAUGGAAACACUGCAGGGUCAGGUUUCAACAGCUCUAGGGGAAGCACCCUCAAUGAGUGAAUCCACAGCCUCGGUGCCCCCCAACUCAGACGUGUACCGGAUGCUCCAUGACAACCAGAAUGAGCCAACGCGGCCCCGCCAGUCUGGCUCUUUCCGAGUGCUCCAGGAGUUAGUGAGCGACCCCGAUGACCGUCCUGCUGGAACCCGGAGUGUGAGAGCUCCAGUUACAAAAGUCCAUGGUGGUGCUGGCGGUGGACAGAAGAUGCCAUUCUGUGACAAGUGUGGAAGUGGCAUUGUCGGUGCGGUCGUGAAGGCGCGAGAUAAGUACCGGCAUCCUGAGUGCUUCGUGUGUGCGGAUUGCAACCUCAACCUCAAACAAAAGGGCUACUUCUUCGUGGAGGGGGAGCUUUACUGCGAAACUCACGCGAGAGCGCGCACGAGGCCACCCGAGGGCUACGACACCGUCACUCUGUACCCCAAAGCUUAAUCCUGCGCAGGCGGAGCACGCACGCAUGCACCCCGGCACACGGGCGCAGGAAGACAGAAUGGCGUUGGGCAGGGGUGUCCAAACCAUCAACUGCAAAGCUAGAGCUGAGGCCUUUAGACGUUUAUCUUAUCGUGUAUUGGGGGCGGGGCGGGGAGGGGAGUGAACGGGAGAGAAACUCCUGCUAUUGCACAAAAACAUGCCUUUAGCUGUGUUUUACUACUCUUUUUAUCUUUGGGGCUAGCAAUAAAGACAUUUAAAAUGGAAAAUUUUUAUAUGUCAUACUCCACAAUUUAUAUCAUAACCAUCAAACAUGUAAACAUCUAGAUAUUUAGGGGAGUCUGAUCCUCUUUCCUUGACAAGUUCAUUUAGGCAAUUGCAGUAAAUAACAAAUAGUACUGUAUUCUAACGGAGUCUGCUGUUGUCUGUGUUCUAACUAUUAUAAUGCAUGUCAGGGAGACAGUCCCUGUAUUUCUCCCGUUUCCUAUUCAAGUAAUUAUAUCACUGAAUGCAACAAGUCUAAUAAAUACAUACAUUUUUUAAAUACCUAA